Messenger RNA from Lasiodiplodia theobromae, 2328 nucleotides. Its product is annotated as Glycosyl hydrolase. Gene Ontology annotation, biological process: protein quality control for misfolded or incompletely synthesized proteins; protein deglycosylation; glycoprotein catabolic process. Gene Ontology annotation, molecular function: peptide-N4-(N-acetyl-beta-glucosaminyl)asparagine amidase activity; carbohydrate binding. The transcript is spliced from 6 exons. The coding region runs from base 1 to 2328 and encodes 775 amino acids. Gene Ontology annotation, cellular component: nucleus; cytosol. The record is from RefSeq and is a predicted model, not a curated record. Lineage: Eukaryota; Fungi; Ascomycota; Dothideomycetes; Botryosphaeriales; Botryosphaeriaceae.
AUGACUAGUGUUGUUUCGUCCUUGGCGCUGGUGCUGGUGGUCCACGAGAUUGGUGGUGCAGUGCUGGCGCAGGCAACUGAUUAUACACAAUAUGUCGAUCCAUUCCACGGCACCGAAAAUGGCGGCAACGUCUUCCCCGGCGUCGUUCCAGCACCCUUCUCCGUAGUCAAGCUCGGCAUCGACGUCUCGUCGGGCACCACCGACGCCUACUCGGGCUACCUGCCGACGGGCAACGUGACCGGCUUCAGCAUGCUCCACGAGAGCGGCACGGGAGGCGCGCCGAAAUACGGAGUCGUCUCCCAGCUGCCCGUCGUUGCUGCUGGUAGCUCUUCAUCCGUGCCGAUCAACCCCCUUGCCGACCUCGGCGUUGCGCGCGCUGCGAUGGACGACGCCGAGGUCGGCUACUACCGCGCGAGCCUGGCGAACGGCGUGACGGUCGAGCUGGCCGGGACGGACCAUGCCGGGUUGUAUCGGUACACGUUCCCCGCUGGCACGAAUGCGUCGGCGGCGGUGGUGGUAGAUGUGUCGCAUGUGCUGCCGUCGUUCAGGGGGAUGGGGUGGGGGCAGGAGUAUGCGGGUGGAGAGUUUGAGAUUUUUGAUGAUGGGCAUUACGAGGGGAAAGGGACGUAUAAUAAUGGCUGGAAUCUCGCACCGAACUGGGACAUUUAUUUUUGUGGUAGGUUCAACACUACAGCGACGAGUAGCAAGACGUUUUCCGGAAGCGGGACCACUCUUGACCAGUACGGGAAAGAGUCGUCUGUAUCCGGUUCUGAGCGUUUGGGAGGCGUUUUUGCGUUUGACGAAACUACUGUCCAGUCGACAGUUGGCAUUUCGUUCAUCUCGUCAGAUAAAGCCUGUCAGUUCUUGGACGAUGAAUUGCCGUCUGAUACCACUUUGGAGUCUCUGGUCGCUGCGUCUAAGGAAACAUGGAACGACCAGGUCUUUUCAAAAGUCACGACGACAGAGACGGAUCCAGAGUUCCUGACGCAGUUGUACUCAAGCUUGUACGGGAUGCACCUGAUCCCGUCCAACCGCACUGGAGAGAAUCCCUUGUGGGAAUCUGAUGAGCCGUACUACGACGACUGGUUUACGCUCUGGGACUUGUUUCGCUGCACGACGCCGUUGAUGCAUGUCCUCCAACCAGAGGCAUACGAGGAACAGAUUCGCUCAUUUAUUGACAUCUGGAGAAAUGAAGGCUUCAUGCCUGAUGCGCGAUCAUCGAAUUGGAACGGUCGUGUCCAAGGCGGGACCAACGCUGACAAUGUUCUCGCUGAUGCGUACGUGAAGGGCGUAAGAGGGGCCAUCAACUGGGACGCGGGCUACGCUGCGAUGCUCACCGAUGCGGAGAAGGUGCCAGCGAAUAGCAACGAUCCGUCGACAGCGCCAGACGUGUCGUCGACGAAGGAGGGGAGGGGAGCGCUGCCAGAUUGGCUCCAUUACGGGUGGAUCACGCCCACGUAUUCACGAGCUGUGUCUAGAGCGGUGGAGUAUUCGGCGAAUGACUUUGGCCUCUACCAAGUGGCUUGCGGAUUAGGCCGGGAUGACGACGCCACGAAGUAUAUUCGCAGAUCCCGCAAUUGGCGAAACCACUGGAACUCCAACGCUACGGCGCUGGGGUUCAGUGGCUUCGUUGUCCCGCGCAACGCCGACGGGACGUUCGUGGAGCAAGAUCCCCUCUCGUGUGGUGACUGCUACUGGGCGUCUCCGUACUAUGAGGACAAUCCGUACACGUACAGCUUCAAUGCGAUCCACGACAUGGAUAACCUGAUAAGCCGGGCGGGAGGCUCAAGCACGUUCGUCAAGCGCUUGGACGCGUUCUUCUCGCAAAAGCUGUACAACCCGGGGAACGAACCGAGCUUCACGACGCCGUACCUUUACAACUACGCGGGCCGACAGGAUCUCACGGUCCGGCAGAUCCGCACGACCGGAUACAACAGCUAUAACGCGGGGCGGGGCGGAAUUCCGGGCAACAGCGAUGCGGGUGCGAUGCAGAGCUGGAUCCUCUGGAACAUGAUCGGCCUUUACCCCGUGACCGGGCAGACAACCUUCUUGGUGGGCAGCCCGUGGGUUGAGCAGCUGACGAUCUCGCUGGGCGAUGGUAAAUCCCUCAACAUCACAUCCAACGUGGAUGCGGCGACGCAGCGCGGGCAGGGCGCCUACUAUGUGCAGAGCUUGACGGUAAACGGUGAGGCAUGGGACAAGUCGUGGGUCACAUGGGAAGACGUGUUCGCGGAGGGUGGAGAGAUGGCGUUCGUACUUGGCACCACGCCACAAAACUGGGCUACUGGCGAUGCGCCGCCCAGCCCAGCAUCUCAUGCCUCCGCCUGA